UUGAGUUUGUUCACUGAAAAUAAUAAUAAUUGUUCCCAAACUGACUGAUUCGAAUGUGUUCCAGGCAGGGAGUCGUGGGGUUUGAACGACUCCCUGGUUCAAAGUCUUAGCUUACUUUCGAGCGUGGAGGCUUGUAUCUGCUUCCAACCAUGGCUUGCUUUGGCUGCGGCUGUUUCAAGCGUUGCAGACCGCGGUACAAACGCCAUGUCGACAGUAUAUUUCCUCCCAAUCCUGAUGAUGGUAUCGUAUCGUCCAAUAUGGAGAAAUUGACGUUUUAUGCCCUCUCAGCGCCUGAGAAAUUGGAUAGAAUUGGCACGUAUUUGGCUCAAAGGCUGAGUCGCGAUAUUCAGCGCCACAGAGCUGGCUAUGUGUUCAUCGCAAUGAAAGCGCUGGAUGAGCUCCUCAAAGCGUGCCAUGCCCCGAGUCUGAACUUGUUCGUUGAGAGCUUUCUUACUAUGGUUCAGCUUCUGCUGGAGAGUUCACAGCCAGACUUUCAGCAGCUUGCUACCAGAUCUUUCAUGACAUUUGCCAACAUUGAGGAGGACACUCCAUCCUAUCAUCGGCGAUAUGACUUCUUCAUUUCCAAGUUCAGCGCAAUGUGCUUCCAUCAUGGUACUGACGAACGCUUGAAGAGCAUGCAACGUCUGUCUGGCCUGCAUGGCUUACAAGGUGUCAUCCGCAAGACAGUAUCAGAUGAUUUGCAGAAAAACAUCUGGGAAUCCACACACAUGGGAAAGAUUGUGCCGGCGUUGUUGAUCAAUAUGCAGGCUGGAAGUGCGGGCACUUCCAACGUGCCAGCAACUGGCAUAUCGCUAGAUGAAGAUGAGAGCCACCCUAGCAAGCUAGCUGAGCUGUGUUUGCGGGACCUCGUCGGCCGAGCUGGCUUUGGACACUUGAAGAGUGUGCUGCGGCCGCUAUUCAGAUUUUUGGAUGAGUACCAGGCGUGGAUGCCGAAUGACUUUGCAAAGUUCACUAUGCACACCGUUAUGUUCUCCGUACAGUCACAGUACACAUAUAUGGUUGUACUGAUGUUGCUGGAGCAUCUGGACACUAUUGACAUCUCUGGUGAACAGUCACUGCAGACUCGUACCAGUGUUGUCCAGGUGCUGGGUGCAACCAUUGCUCUUGCUGAUGGCAGUUCUUUAGGUCCUUCUCAUUUGGAUGUCUUCAAUACUUUGUUGCGACAGCUGCGUCUGUCCAUUGACAAAGCAGGAAACGACUCGCAAGCAUCCGAGACAGGACAGUUGCAGGAGUCAAUCACUGUCGCCGUUGGUAAAUUUGCUAAAGUGUUGCCUGGCUAUGCUCAAUCUGAUGUGAUGAAGUUCAUAGUAGGAAAGUUGCCACCGCCCGGGUCAGCAGAGGGUGAUGUCGAUGGAGUGGAGGCCAACAUUGCCAUAUCACGGGCUACCAGUGUGGAUGGCUUCAAUCUCUACAGAGAAAUGCUUGUCAAAUGUAUAGCUGAGCUAGCGGAUGCUUACAAGCCCAGCAAGCUUUCGACUGCACUUGCACCGAGUUUCUUUGAGCCGCUUCUCAAGCAUUGUUUAGUGGCAAGAAAAGAGGUACGUCUGAGUGUGUUAAGAAUACUGCACAAAGUCAUCGACAUCAGUGGCAAUGUGGAGCACCUUCCAAAGGCAUUGUCCUGUAACUCACUGGCCACUAUCAAGCAAGGCCACCUCAGCACUGUCAAGGAUAUGGAUGUCUUACGUGAAGACGAGCUGUACUUCAAGAGGCAUGGUGCGGCUCUAUUGCAGCAGCUGUAUGCUCAUGCAACUCUACCGGACAAUGAUGUGGAUGUGUACAUGGCAGUGUAUGAGACGCUCACUCUGCUCUGCAUUGAACUGGGUCCGAAGAGCAGCCUAGUGGACAUCACCAGGAUGGUGUUGGCGUUGCAGGACUUUGCAGUGGACUCGCGAACGACAGACUUGGGGCCAAAGCGGAUCUCAUCGUUACAUUCUGUGGUGGCUUUGUUCAUGCACUUUGGUGUCUUGUCGAGUGAGAACAGUGUCUUCAGAGACUGUGUGGAUAAGGUUGUGUCAGUGCGCAACAAGGAAGCACCGCACCUCUUGCCAGACACUUGCUUUUCACCGACGUAUACUUGGGAGAAUGUCACAAAUCCCACUUCUACUAGCCACCUGCUCUUCCAGCGGGACCAGGUCAGUGCAGCGCUGGCUGCGGAUAUGGCUGCAAGUCGCUACACACGGCGUGACUCUGGCCUAGUGCCGGAUACAGGACCACAGAAACAAUCUGCAUCUGAUGCCACCUCUAUAGUUAACCUUCCAACAUCGAAGGUCGAUGCACAGAGCAGCGAACAUGUGUCCUUCACGUCCAUUAUGAAGUCAAUGGAGACUACUCCUGAGAAACCCGCUCUGCUGCCAACUAGCUUCGAGGAGCUUACAGAAGAAGCUCUUCGCAGGAAUGCUGAUGCACAGAUGAAAUUCCAGGAGUUAGUCGAGCGUCUUGCUCAGAACGCUGUGUCUCAAACCCUUACGGCUGCGAGCACGUUAGCGCUGCCAGCUGGUCUGUCAGCGCAGCAGAGAGAGGCGGCCGCUGCUGCUCCCUGGAAGUUCAGCUCAUCUCACGAAGACCUCACCGUUUUCUAAGCAUGUACCAUCAUCAUCAUCGCCAAGCCCAAGUAUUGGCCAAGUCCAUAGUUCCUCAUCGCAAGCUGCAGGCUCAACCUUUCUCUUUGCUGUACAACACAACACUUUUUAUCAUCAGUCUUUUAAACUGUUAGUACGUUUGGUAAUUUGUCCAUGCACUGGCAGCUGCUCACUGUUGUCAUCACACUAUUUAUAGUAGAAAUACUCCUUGUCGAUCCCCUUCCCCCCCCCCCCCCAAAUUCCCCCUGCCAAUCGAUGUGCCUGUCUGUUUGUCGGUGUCUGUUUAGCACGGUCCUUUUUCGUUCUGCACAACGAUGGCUAUUACAGUAGGCCAGCAGCAGCAGCAGCAGCAGCAGCAGCAGCAGCAGCAGCAGCAGCACAGACGGUCAUGUAGAUAUGUAGAUAUUGUAGUUACUACAUGUACUACCUGCUGCAGCUGCAGCUGCUGCUGCUGUGUUCAUCAUCUAUAGGCUGUCUAUACUGCAGUGUUUGUUAGCAUUGGUGUGAUAUGGCAAAGUUAGCAUAAUGACCAUGAAACCAUCAGAUCACACACGAAUAGUAUUGCCCAAGUCCUUACUCCAUUGACGACGACGUCCGUUACGAAUAUUGAACCGGAAAUGAGAAAUUUUAACUCCACUAAUCCUCCAUAAUUCAUUGUCAAUAAUUUUUUUUACAUUUUCAUUCAAUAGUGUUUUCAUCCAGCCUGGUAUGCUGUAUUAUAAUAUGACAAGCAGAAUAAAGCAAGUUGAUAUCCAAA
This is a messenger RNA of Sycon ciliatum, 3357 nucleotides long. Its product is annotated as protein EFR3 homolog A-like. Bases 150 to 2600 code for a protein of 816 amino acids. Lineage: Eukaryota; Metazoa; Porifera; Calcarea; Leucosolenida; Sycettidae. The record is from RefSeq and is a predicted model, not a curated record. The transcript is spliced from 24 exons. Gene Ontology annotation, cellular component: plasma membrane. Gene Ontology annotation, biological process: protein localization to plasma membrane.